GCCAUUUGUUCGGGCUCUCGAGGUUGACUUUGAUUCCUGGAGGAGAAUCGGUCGUCGAGUCUACGAUGCCCCGUCCUUCGCAGACAUACAAUUCGCAGCAGCAGCAGUGCAUGCUCGCGGUGCGAUGGUGAGAUGGUGCGGAGCAAGAGUCGUCCACACCGGCAAGGUUACGUGUUCACCCACCCGCUCUCUCGCCGGGGUGUCCCUCAGAUUCGGGUUUAAGAGGUCCGGAAGCUCCCACUUUUCACGAAGCAGCUCAGAGUCGAACCCCGAGAGGCCCUUGCUAGCUUGCGAGUGGGAGCGCUGCUCAGUGGACCUGUUUCCUGUCGAAUCUCGUCCCAUCCAUCCCUCGGGGCAAAAACCUGUGAAAAACUGUCUAGAUCUGCGCCUCUCACUCCAGUACAUCGGCCGUGGCACUGGACAGAAAAAAUAGUUGGAAGAAUUGAUUAAGUUCGUUCCUGCUGCAGCUGCUGAGGCUGCCUAGUCGAUCCGACUCGUACGUUCUGGGGACAGGUCUUAGAAAUCGACAUCAGAUUGUGGCCAGAGAGAGAGAGGGAGAGGGAGUGGAAGAGAGCUGGAGGUUUAAUAAGAGCAGAUCUGCUCUGUGCUUUCGAGAUCGAUCGGAAAUUUGACGGUAGAGCUGGGAUCGCAGCCACUGAUAGGAGAGGGUCGUGAUUAUGGCGGAGGGGAAUGGUAGCACCCUCGAGAUGGAGGAGCUCGAUGCCUCCAAGGCGUUUCCGACAUUCAUCGUGGCGACGGUGGUUCUGGUGGUGCUGACGUUCAUCUUGAACCGAGUCUUCGGUGCCAAGAAGCUGAACAUGCCGCCCGGACCCAAGGGGCUGCCGAUUGUGGGAACCCUGUUUCGAACGAGAGGGCCGAAGACUCAUGUCAUCCUGUCGGAGAUGUCCAAGGAAUGGGGGCCAAUCUUCAGUCUGAAAACGGGCUGGAAGUAUUUCAUCGUGGUGACCUCGCCCGAGCUGACACACGAGGCUCUGAUCAAGGACGUGCAGACUUUCUCGUCGCGGCCCAAGCUGCUGUCGAGGUUGAAUUUCACAGGAUGGAGGAGCGUGAAUUCUGCCCUGUAUGGCCCCUACUGGCGAGGCAUCCGCAAGAACCUGGUGACGCAUGCGCUGUCCACCUCGAAGGUCGCCUCGUUCCUGCCCUUCCGUGAGGAGGAAUUGGAGACUCUGAUCACCCGAGUGAAGGACGAGGCGGCCCGCAACGACGACGUCGUCACCGUGCUCUCGCACUGCCGCCACACUGUCUUCAGCAUCCUGCUGCACGUGUGCUUCGGCGAGCGAUUCGCAGACUCCACCGUCGAGGAGCUCGACAGGAUCCUCAAGGCCCUGCUCGUCAUCCUGGCGCCGCAGGUGAUCGACUUCCUGCCCUUCCUGCAGCCCUUCUCCAAGCACAAGCCCAUGUGCCAAGGCCUGCUGGGUCGCAUGCGCAACCUGUUCGCGCCCCUGAUCGAGGAGCACAAGCAGCUGCGAGCCAAGGGGCAACCCAAGGGAGAUUACGUGGAUUCUCUGAUCGUUCUGCAGAAGGAGAUGAACCUCGCAGAUAAUGACGUGCUGGGCUUGAUCGGGGAGGUUCUCACCGGAGGCACGGACACGACGGCGAACACGCUCGAGUGGACCAUGGCCAAUUUGAUCAAGUACCCGCAAAUCCAGGACAAGCUCUUCCAGGAGAUCAAGAGAGUGUGCGGGACGUCGCCCGUGAGCGAGCACGAUGUCGACAAGAUGCCAUACCUGCAAGCUGUGAUCAAAGAAGCUCUGAGGAAGCACCCUGCUUUGCCCUUCGGAAUCACGCACGGACUCUCGAUGCAGGGCAAGCUCGGAGGCUACGACAUUCCAGAGGAGGCCUUCGUACUCUUCCACAUCCAAGCCAUGCAGAACAAUCCUGCGAUCUGGGACCAUCCCGAGGUGUUCGACCCCGAACGCUUCCUCAAUAACAACGUCAAUUACGACAUGACGGCGUCGCACGGAGUCGAGAGCUUGAAAUUCAUGCCGUUCGGCGCAGGCCGCAGAAUUUGCCCCGGCAUGAGCCUGGGUCUCAAGCACGCGCACCUCAUCCUCUCGCGCCUGAUCCAAAACUUCGAAUUCACCACGCCGAACCCGGGCGAGGAGGUCGACUUCUCCGAGAAACUCGAGUUCACCGUCGUCAUGGCCACCCCUUUGAAAGCCAGGAUCACGCCCCGCAGGUAGGAAGGAUGCACAGCACAGCACGCUCGCUAUUGGCUCCUGCUUCUGUUUCUGCAUCUGCUUCGGCUUCGGCUUCGGCAUCGGCAUCGACAUCGACAUCGACAUCCCCUUCAAUUCUUUUGCCUCCGGCUUGUCAGUAGCACGGAGAUUUGCAGACAAUUUGCUUCUGGAACAUUUCAAGACUGCACAAAUAGAUCGCAUGGGGCUGCGGGCCACGUCCUGCAGCUAGAAGUGCUCGUAGACUAUUUUUUAGGUAUUUCCUUGUUGCCCCUUGUACAGAUGGAUCGGUUAGCCCAUGGGGGCAAUCGGUCGUGUGAUUCAGAAACAGUUUCUCUGGUCUUUCCCGUCACCACUUGGCAAAGUUCAAGCUAGUAGAUUGAAACUCGACGGGGUUCUCAACAGGCUCAUUUCUGACCUCAAUGGUCCCCACUGGAAAAAAAAAAUCAUCCUGUUUGCCCGGUAAUCUCCAGUUUUGUACGUAGACUCCGAAGAAAAAAAUGCUCUGCGCUAAUGCAAUAAUAAUUAUCCACCACUCGACGCUCGACCC
Marchantia polymorpha subsp. ruderalis is the source of this 2748-nucleotide messenger RNA. The record is from the annotation of a GenBank genome assembly. Lineage: Eukaryota; Viridiplantae; Streptophyta; Marchantiopsida; Marchantiales; Marchantiaceae.